UUAGGGAUGGUCGCGAGGAGGACGCACCAGUAGAGACUGCUGCUGCCGCGCGGUCGGACCAACUGUCGCCUACAGGACGACCUUCAGCUUCUCUUCCUCUCGCCGGCCUGUCCGCGUUCUGCUCUGAGCGCACCACCUCUUCCGCGUCUGGCAUUUUUGCCGGCUUUUCAGCCUCUCUCUUUGGCACCACUGCCGCCGAUCUCCGACGUGGCAGGUUGCAGCGUUUUAUCAACAAUUUCUUGCCGGGCUCCGAUGCCAGGAAUGUUGGUGAUGAUGAAUCAUUGUUAUCUGCAUUGGCGGAAGCUGACCGCAUGCGCGAAUCGGCUGUCGACCGACUGCUCUCAAUCAAGCGUUCAUUCUCUCCACGCGUCUAUCUCUCCUUUCAGUUGACGACUCCCGUGCUGCUGCUAGACGCACCGGACGAUGAGAUUUGGACCUCGCUGUCUGACGCCAAACACCUGUUUUCUACUAAGUCCGCACCUGAUCCGUCUACAGAAGCAAGCUCCUCGCACACCGCUUCUUCUCUUGCUCCCCCUCCUGAGCUCCCCUCCCCGUCGGGCAGUCCGGGUGCAUCAUUUAAGAUUCGACAG
Dibothriocephalus latus is the source of this 590-nucleotide messenger RNA. The record is from the annotation of a GenBank genome assembly. Lineage: Eukaryota; Metazoa; Platyhelminthes; Cestoda; Diphyllobothriidea; Diphyllobothriidae.